UCAUACCAGAAAUAACCAUCGAUCGGAAAGUAGGUGUCUGUCAAUAUCAAACCGCUUCGAACAAUCCGAUCUGUCAUACCUAAUUCCGAUACGAACGAAUCAAGAAGAUUGAUUGAUCGGAUCAACGUCCUCCUCCUCCUUAAAACAAAUCCUCGUGGGUAGCGGCAAGGACGAUGAGAUCAUGGAUAUUUGGCAAUAAGGGCGGCAACAAGGAAGAUGAAAAGGAGACUUCAGGCAACUCUUCUGCAAUUGAGUCAACUGGUAUUGGUUCUACUCGUAUCAAUCAAACUUUAUCUUCUGAUGGGGCGGAACCGCAGACGAGGUGAGUAUUGGUGAAUAAAUGUUUAUGCCGAUUUUUGUAUUUUGUCUUCCCAUAAUUUAGACGUCGGGCAGGAUGUAGGGAAGCAAUGACAAGCGGACUCGAUGCUAACAUUUAUAACAUUGGGUUGUUCAUAAAUUGCGAAUGCGUUCUUUUCUUCUUGUUAAUAUAUUUGUAUUGCAAAUCUGAAGUCGAGGGUUUUUCCGAGGAAUUGGAAAACAAGAUGCUGAAAUUGAUCGCAGGGUAUCCCUAUCAGCACGUAACCUCUGCAACGGUGUUCAAAGAAUCGUCAUGGCUGCAAAGGGGAAGUCGGGAAUGGAAUGGAAGUCCGAACUACUAACUCUCUUGGGAGGAUCCGAUGAAGAGCCCGAGAAAAUACCUGGGGACAACAACAGCGGUGGCGAUGUUGGUGGUGAUUCUUCUGCUACAACGCAUUGCGAUAUGGAUGUUUUAUUAGCAGCACCAAAGACGGAGAAGUAUCUCAUGCGCUGUCUAGAAAAUGAACUUCCGCCGAAUAUGAUACACUGUUUGCGAUUGCUGCGCGUCUUGGAACUACAGCAUGCUGCAGAAACGUACAAAGAAUACGAAGCCCAAGGAAAGGUGGAUCAACCAAUAAAACCAAUCUCGAGUCGAGCAACUGCAAAGGUUAGCCAAUUGCUUUGCAACUUGUGUACAAAUCCAUCUGUAGGGGAACAACUUCGGUUACAUCUGUUUGGAUUGCUGGCGCUAUCGGGUGCAUCCUACCCAUCGUCAGGUGUUCAUGUUGCGAGGGCCGCGUCGCAAGUCAUUAUCGCCUUCGCUCAAAACUGUUUGUCCAAUAGUUUGGUGCUAUUCCUUCACGAUCGAAAGAUGAUUAUUCACAUGACAGAUGACAUUAAAGAGUUGUGCGCGACAAAAGGUGACAGCGAGAAUGCAAGCGUAGGAGAACAUAGCGUUAGCAGCAGCAGUAACAACAACUUUUUGAGUUUAUACGGUUCGGAUGCCGAAGAAGCUGGUUUAUGGGCAAUCUCGUUAUCGACAGUUGUGAAUCUAGUAUACUAUUCGUGUCGACACGACUGCAAGGAACUUCUAAAUGAUUUUGAUUCGGCAAAUGGUUACCAGGUAUUGAAAGGGGCGAUUCUUCAGUCCAAAUCCAUGCACGGAAAAAAACUAAUGGAACUACUUCCAUUGUUAGGGACCUGCCAAAGAUCUACCGCAAUUGAGGACAAGAAAAAUAAUGAGAUCGCGGGCAAUCCCGAGGAUUCGAAGGAGGGCCAAAACACGUCAAUAUUCACUAUCUUCGAGGAAAUAGCUUACGAGUCUGUUCCCUUGCUGAAGUUGUACGUCGAAGAAAACGAUGGGUUGAAACCCGAAAUUACAAACGAUGAAAAAUGCCUGGGAGACUUGACAAAUUAUUCCCUUGAAGUUGCGAAGAAAUGUAGAUUUCAAUCUCUUGAAUCCCCUCUCGAAAUAGAGGCCGAGACGCCAAAAUCUUUUGAUAUCGUCACCGAUCUUUUGCUUUCAGCUUUGCAGCUGUAUUCAGACCAUGUCAAAAAUUACGACUUGCUAGAAGAAGAAUGUCAUUUUUUGACCCUUUACAUAAUAGCCUUCCCAACAUUCGAAGAAGAAAAUCUCAAGAUUUUGAUUUUGAAAACAAUAGAAUUCGUUGUGACGGGUGUCACAGGAUCCAAGGCAUUGCAACCGUUCAGCGUGUUGAGUGAAGUGUUCGUUGGAAUAUGCAGGAGCCUAUUAGAAGAGUCGCUCAAGAGCAAUGCGAAUGAAAAGUUGAAAGGCAAAAUCCUGAAAGGAUUAUUUACAGAUACAGACCUUAUCAAUGAGUCACUGGAAAAAAUAUUUAGGUUUGACGGAAAAGUUGGUCCACAAAUAAUGCAAUCUGGAAGAAUAACAAGUAUGGUGGACAGAAUAGCAGACAUGCUGACAUCAGAAUUGAACACUCAUAAAGACUCAUGGCAAACUACUUUCGAAGACAAGGAAGGCAACCUUUUCAUAGAACCUCCCAUUACAACUCCGUUCGAUACAGUAUGCGCUGCGAUUUUGAGAGUAUUUGCAUUAGUCAUGGGAUUCCAAGCGAAACGAGGCGCUUCUUUAUUGACGGUUUGUAACGACAAAGAACAAGAACGGGGUAUAAGCUAUCUCUUGAUGGCGUCCAUAAAAGAGCUUGGAGACGAAUCUGUCAUUGCAGCAUUGAGUGUAUUCCAAGCAAUUAUAGCCUCUCGAGAGAAUUUGCACCUUCUUGUUCUCGACAUGGAAUACUGUCUCAAGACCAUUGAUUAUUUCACGAAUAUGACUUCAAAAUCAUGCGGUAUACCCGAGGCAGCAAAGAAAAUUCUGUCGAAGAAAAAGCUUGAUAAAUCCACCGUAGACGAGAUCAAAUUUGCUCCUACACGCAAAUUGAAUGCAGUUGUCUUACAACGAAUAUCCUGGAUAUGCACGACGUUAAAACAUGCGCUAGAAUCUAGCAGUUUGGCGAGGGAAGCUUUCCGCCUAACCGACGGGUUCAAUACAAUUUUGAACGUUGUGUUGUCCCUCGGUGGGUGUGCAGAUCAUUGUAAGGAUUCGAAGGAGACAUCUACAUUAUUAGAUCUCUUCCGCCAUCUGUUAUCACUGGUUGAUACAUCCAUUGGUUUUACUGGUCGGAAAGAGGUGAAAGACAUGGAGUUUGGAGCUUUGAUACCAAUUACUUUACCACCAUAUACGUUGGUAGAUCCAGUAUCUUCACAGCAUGGACCAUGCAGCUCAUCUACAUCCAAUUUAUAUCAUCUGCGAUUGAAAUCAUUCUACUUGGAUUUUGCAAUUGCAAUCUCACAAACAAGAAUCAUGAAAGCUUCGGGGAAUGCCGUUCAAAUACUUGAACUCGCCAUGUCUCACAUGGAUCCAUCAUUCAAUCUGACGAAGGUUGAUGUAGAAAAGAGCAACAAGGUCCAAAUGAUGCGAAAUCCUGAUGCAGCCAGACUCGUUCUAGGAUUGGUGUUGUUUUUGCCAGAGAAUAAGGAAGGGGAUAAACUCGCCAAACGAGCAUUUGAUCAAAUCAUCCGACUCUGUGACCCCAGCCGUGUUGGAACCACUCUUCCACAAAUCGCGAAAUGUGGUAUGGUAUGGAGCAUAACGAAUCCAAAAGAAUUUGGGCCGAUACUUGAUGACACUUCUCACCGUCUCUACCCGCGAUUCACACUUCUACUAAGACGAAUUGCAGCAUUCAGUAUGUCACAUAGUGAUUUUGUUUCCGUUUUCCGUGGGAUAGCAGGUCCUCUACUAAGAGACGAGAGAACGGAUUCGAAAAUUCGUCUCCCAGUGAUAAGCUCUUCUAUUCGACAACGGAUAACAAAAAAGAACGACGUGAUUGAUCCAGAGUCGUUUGAAGAGAAAGAAACCGAUUUCUGUCGGAGACUUGAAUCUUUAUGUGCCAUAGCUGAAAGAGGCCAAAGAGUUCCAUUCUGUACAAUGGGCGGAGACACAAUCAACACGCUCUCAAUUCUACUGCACAAGACUAAGGUCGAAGAUAGACUAUAUAAGGCCUCAGAAGCGGGAAGACUAAAUUUCCUCGAGGUGGAUUGUCUUGAUUUAUCAUCACUGAAGCCAGGGGGUUUUCUGUCGGCUGGUGUAGCUGCUCCUGGUUCUUCCGGUGGGGAAAGGAUUUGGACUCCUAUGAGUACUACGGGAUUCUCCUUCUCGAUGUGGUUUAAAUAUUCUAGGCCUAUAGAUGACACACGAGAAGGAAACAUAUAUUUAUUCGAUGUAUCAAAUCCAACUGUUUCAACAAGUGAUGGAACUCAUACACCUCAAAGUGCAGUUUUUCUCUCCGUUUGGUAUGAUGCAUUAGCUCAGCAAUUCAAUGUUGUGUCUUCUUCUUCAACAAAAGGUGAACCUUUGUGUUUUCCGGUGUCUCCCCUUGUUCCUGGGGUGUGGCACCAUGUUCUACUGACGUACACCCCCACGAAGAGAACGAUGAUGGGGAGAAAAUCACUUGUUGCAAUGUAUGUUGACGGGCGACCCCUGGAAGCAGAGAUGAAAAUUGAAAGUAUCAACAUUGCCCCUAAUGCCCGCGUUUUGAUUGGUGCUCCAAAUGCUGUGAUUGCAGCCAGUGGAAUGAUCCGUGGAAUGAUCCUAAACUGGGAGCUUGGGCCAACUCUUUUGUUGUCCACUGUCCUUAUGGAACUUGACGCGACUGCUAUAUUUAUCUACGGUCCAGAUUUUGAAGGUCUGUUUUGGGGUGAUCGACCUCAACGACUUUCAUUGUCAGCAACGGGUACUUCCGCUUUUGCGUUGCUAUCUGAGACUGGGGAACCUGGUAGUGUUGCAAGCGCUCUUCGAAGACGAGAUAUUGCGAGGCUGGAGGCCGCGGGAACUAUAUCCCGAGAAAUGGGAGUAAACAGAUCCGGUGACGACGACAAUGAUUCACUUGGAUCGCUUGGGCUGUUGUGCACCAUCCCUCCUGAUUGCGUGGUCUUUGCCUAUCGAGCUAGUACUACAAACCAAAAUUCAAUAAGGGAAUCUCGCGAAUCUUCCUCUCUCAGGAAGAGAAAUACGAUCGGAAAGUUGGUAAAUCUAGCACGUAUAAACAAUGGGAACGACUGCAUUUCGACAGACGCCUCCCUUUUUGGCAAAGCAGGUGCUGUAAAUCCUCGUUGUUUUGAAGACAACAUACAAUGGGCAGGGGGGCCUGAGGUUUUGAUGCCGCUAGUCUACGCUGCACCAUCAGCUCGGAGUUUGGCGCUCACUUUACGUCUUUUUAGAGCGAGUACCAAUCGCCAUCCUCCGAAUCUUGAGGCAAUGCAGGGAGGUGGUGGAUUCCAGGUUCUUGCUAUUUUGAUCCAAGGAAAGAAGUUUGUUGACAUCAAGAUCAUUGAACAAGCUUUUGCUUUUGCUGUUCAUGGCUUCGUCCCUCCUUCUGCUGAUAGUAGCCCAUCAAGUCCUGCAAUUCUGCAAAUCCCCAUCGCUACAAAUUGGGUUUUUUCAGAUCUUGACGCAAUGAAACAACUUCUUCUCAAUCAUCAAGUAUGGGAUUUAAAGAACACUCAUCCUGAUCUGCCGUUGCGAUUAAUAACGUUGGUGAAUGGUCUAGUCGGACAAAAAUCAAUGCAUAAGGCUUUUAAUUCUCGUCGUUUACAUUUGGUUGGAAUAAUCCGAUGGACACUCCACUUGAUGGUUGAAGCCGCUGAACUAUACUCUGCAGGUGAAAUUGCCUCUCAGACUUUGAAGAAAACAACGUCAAGCUCCGACGAUGAGCUUGACCUUGAUGAUACACCGAAGACCCUAUCUAAUCCAUGGCAUAUUGAAGCUCCGUGCAUAGAUGCUAUCUGUGUGGGUGCAGACCCUGAUAACCCAUUACUUCAAGCGAGCAAGACUCUGCUUCGACGAGUCUUGACAUUUAUGCUCACCCCUGGUGACCUUGAAGCUAUUGCUGAAGCUACCAUGUACACCGUUUCGAUCGGAGCAUUUAGUGCAAAAACUAACACAGUUGAUCAACAGAAAGCACAUGAUAGUGGUUCUGAACCAGAAAGGCUUCUUCCAGGUUCUGUAACGCGAAUAUAUCUUUUGAGAUUGAUAGAAGAGCUUAUUGUCGAUGGUGUGAACGAAAUUAUAGCAAGUGGUGAAAAGAAAAUUGAAGGAGAAACUGGGAAAGAUCCGAUUCCUCCAGCUGCUCAUGCUGGUGGGGUUGCUAAUGUAAAUCAAGCGUAUUUCUCAACUGCUCUACUUGGAGGAAAAAUCAUGGAUGGUGAAAUUCAUCCAAAGCAUCAGCAAGCUCAGAACUUCCUUGCCGCGUUUGGAAGCAUCUUCACACCAGUCUGGUUUGCUGCACUACUGGAAGGAUGCAAUGACGAGGCAACUGCUUCAGCUGUUCUUAGGCUCCUAAUAUUGAUGAUACAGAGCUCUCCCAGUUUUGCUGCUGCAUUUGAUGCCAACGGAGGCUUUGCCCCUUUGGUCAUAAGUAUUCCGAAGUUUUCGACAUGCUCCACUAUCAUCAUUGCUCUUUUGAGUGAGCUUUUACACGUUUCCAUUCUUCACCUUCCUUCCUUUCCAAUUCUCGAUGCUUCUCAAUUAAAUGAAAUUUUCGAGCAAGAAAGCGAAGUGUCUGAAAAAGUUUCCAACAAGUUUGCUGAAUCCGCCACUGAGUCGCUGGAUCCAUCAUGCGGUGUAUUUGCUUUAUUGGCUGAAUGCAUUGGGCGGAAUGUUCAAUUGUCGACUUCUGACAAUGACCUCGGCAAAAAAGCGCGGCAGACGAACAUUGCAAUUCUUGAGCUAUUGAAGCAUCGACACAACUUGUCUUCCGCCUUUCAAUCUUUUUGUACAACUCAGUCAUUUUUACGCCCCCUCAUACAUACGAUGUGUUUGGUUCAUGACGAAAAAUUCCAACGAAUGCAAUCUGAAAGUAAAUCAGUUCAAUCCGCAACCGAUGCAGAAGCACAAAAAGAAUCAAGGCGUGGAUCUUUAAAGGAUGUCCCGUCGGAUGUCUCACCUGUAGAAAGGUUUGUCGGAGGAGACUGCGAGCUUGGCUCGGAUGCAGGAGUUGCGAUGGUGCAUCUUUUACGAAUCAUCAUUGCAAAUGCGGUGGUUGCUGGACCCGUUGCUCCACCGUUAGUAUACUCUCUGUUCUCUUCGUAUCCUGAACACACUAUGGUGGAUCAAGUUGGCGCAUACCAUUUACUAUUGCUUGAUUUGAUCAAAACAACUAUCGAAGAUGCUGUUGACCUAGGCGAAGCUACUGCUUUGUCAGCCUGUACGGGUCUUUGCUCAGUGCUACUAGACAAAAUGAUGAGGGGAUUCUUUACGUCGGAACUAAUUCUUCACACUGUGGCCAUGACUCUUUUUCUUUUAGAUGGUCUAACAUCAUCUUCAUCAAUGGCAUUAACAAAUGUCGGUACAGCAGAACGGGCAAUCAUUACUGCUGAUGCCGCUCACAUAGCGAGGAUGGCCUGCCUCUGCGGAAUCAGGCGAAGCCGCCCAAUGAACGCCGAAGAUAUAGGUGAUUCUGACUUGCAAGAUACAUUGGUGCAGAUGACAGCGAAGAAUAUCGAUGAAUUGAUGAUUGUUCCAAAAAAUACUGGUCUUAGACGGAAUGCUGGUGUGCACUCAGCGCCGUCCACAAACUCUAGUAAAUAUCCGUUGUGGGCAGCGUGCAAUAUCUCAAGAUGUUCUCAAGAGAAUGUUGUAUUGACAUACCCCGAACUGUGCGGAAUGGAAGAGCCUUUGCAACCAUUCAUUAUUGGGUUGAUGGCAGAGGUCGCGUAUCUUUUGAAAGAUGAAAGAGAUGAGAUACGAUUAGCAACUAUCACCAUUGUCGUUAUACUUCUUCAGCACGGACGGGGGAUGCUAUCGAGUCAUCUAAUCAAAGAAGUUCAAAUUGCUGAUAAUCAAGUCGAAACAAUUGAUGUGAUGAAUCGAGGUGGCUUUGGUGCAUUGCUAGUCGCUCAUGAAGUGGCCCAAGCAUCUGGUGCAGCAUCAGCGAACAAGAAUUAUAAACCUUUUUUUGUGUGGUACGAGAAACAUAAAGCCAAAGUCCAGAUUAUAUUUGAUGGUAUCGAAAAAGAGAGUGUCCGGAUAUUCCCUGGACUGACCAUGGGCACGCAUACGGCCGACGAAGCUGUCGAGAUUGAACAAAUGGCAAUUGCAAUGAAAACAACUUCUAACGAUGCAGCUGACCGAACCAUAAUUGGUGGCUUAGAAAGGGCAGAGCUUGCACAACGGUAUAUUGAUAAAACCGCAGAGGGUCACGUCCACUGGAAGCGUCAGGGAUUUGACGAUCUUGCGUCAGGAGCUAUGCACUGGAAAUUCUUACUUCGUCGUUUGAAAGGUUCAUAUUCAAUAUGGGAAGGUGAUACACGUUCAGCAUCAGUUCAAAUUUACAAUCGACACCACCAGCUUUAUACAACACUGAUGGAGAAAAAAUCAGGGAAAUCCGUUGUCAACAAAGACGACGACGAAGAAGGUCGUGAACUUGUGAGGAGAUGGAAACUCGAUUUGAGUGAAGGUUAUGAGCGACAACGUCGCCGGCUUCUUCCAAACUACGAAUUCCACGGUCUGUAUAACAUCGAUGAGUCAUUGGAUGACUUAGAAGAUACAGAUCCAAAUGCGGGGUCUGGGAUCGAUGCUGAAAAGACAAGACGAAGAUACUCUUCCAACAGUCCUGACAAUCAAGGUGAUUUCUUUGCUACAGGAUCGGGUGUAGAGGCUACAACUGAAUUGCUCAAAGAACUCAAUAUCAAAAAAAUUCAUCGUGGUGACGAUUUCGAUGAGGACUAUGACGAUGGUGAAGAGGACACGCAAACGCUGGUAACGGAGGCAACUGGUGGUUCCGCGGAAGAAGGCGCAAACGAAGCGAAUGUCGACGAAGUGAAUGGUGAUAAUGCCAAGGACGAAGAAGGUGAGGAUGACACUGACAACCUGGAUGUAAAAGCGACUCAGGAAGAUCACAACGAGACUGAAAAUGUAGCCUCAAGCUAUGAACUUAUAACUGGCUUGCUUCACGCUGGGGAGUGGCCUGAGCAAUCCUAUAACGUCCGUCGAUGCACUGGUUUAGAAGUGCGGAAAGCUCUGCUUCUUUGGUGUCGAGACUCAAUAUACAUAAUUGAUGGUUUUGAACAAAGUGGAGAAGGACUCGAAGGAAGAAUUGUCAGAGUUGAGAAGGAAGAAUCAUCUUUCAACAUAAAUUUGCGACCGAAGGAUUUUAAGGCAUCUGAUGACGUAUCUGUAUCUGACACAGAAAGCAUUGUCGAAAGUAACGAUGGAGACAAAUCUAGCGAGAGAAUGAAGUCAUCAAAAACUUCCGGUCAGGAAUCUUCAAACAAUAAUGAAGUUGCUUAUCAGCAUCGAAGUCAGAGAAUUUCGUUUUCUGAGCUCCACUCUGUUUUUCGUCGGCGAUACCAGCUGCAACAAAUCGCGCUUGAAUUCUAUGACAUUCAUAACAGUGGAACACUAGUUGCCUUUGCAAACAAUGACGAAAGAGAAGAGGUUUUGUCCAAGAUUCUGGCAGCCCCCCUCCCGAACAGCAUUUUUAGCUCGUUUAUGGGAACAUCUAUUAAUUACCGCAAGUUUAUGAACUCAUGGAAAUCAAAGAUUGUUUCACAGUGGGUGAAUGGAAGGAUGACAAAUUUUGAAUUUCUCAUGUACCUCAACUCAUUUGCAGGAAGAACUUACAACGAUCUAACGCAGUAUCCUGUCUUUCCUUGGGUUAUCGCUGAUUAUGAAAGUGAUGAAAUCGACUUGAAUGAUCCGAAAACUUACCGAGAUUUAUCCAAACCAAUGGGAGCUUUGGGCGAAGAUCGAGCGCGACAAUUUAGAGAUCGAUUCGAGGCACUUCAACAAACUUAUAUCAGCGAAGAUGACCCCCCACCGUUUCACUACGGGACUCAUUACUCUUGUGCUGCAUAUGUACUUUAUUACUUAAUGCGUCUUGAGCCCUUUUCGAGGCUUGCACUGGCGUUACAAGGUGGAAGAUUUGAUGUGGCUGAUCGAUUAUUUCACAAUAUUGGUAGCAGUUGGAAGAGUGCCAGCGAAGAAAACCUACAAGAUGUUAGAGAACUCAUCCCUGAAUUCUUUUAUCUUCCUGAUUUCCUGACUAAUACAAAUCAUUUCGAUUUUGGAGCAACACAAAAGGGGAAGCAUGUUCACAAUGUAACCCUUCCAAAAUGGGCGAAAGGUGAUCCCGAAACAUUUGUCCGAAUCAAUCGUCAAGCAUUAGAGAGUGAACAUGUGAGCAAGCAUUUGCAUUUGUGGAUUGAUUUGAUUUUCGGGUGCAAACAACGUGGCGAACAAGCUGUCAAAUCACUGAACACCUUUGUCCAUGUCACCUACGAAGGAGAGGUGGAUUUAGAAUCUAUGACUGAUGUGGUUCAAAGAGAAUCUACCAUUGCUCAAAUACAAAAUUUUGGCCAAACACCCAGCAGACUCGAACGCAGGUCAUUCCCCCAGAGGAUUAUUUAUUCAGCCCUGAAAGAGAACGAAAAGAAUAUUGAUUAUAAUGCUCUGUCCUAUCUGGCUCCAUUAACGCCCCCCUUCUGUGUGGUUGGAGCGAGUCAUAGGUGUACCGUGAAGCGCUUUUCAUCAGAGCAAUGCAAAUUAGGUGUUUCCAGUCAAAGCGACAAGGCAGUUGGUGACAUGUGCCUAAUCAAGGGGCAGCUAGUUGGCGUUGGGCGAAUGUGCUCCUUGAACAUCGCCGCCAAGACAUUUUACCGCUUCGGUGGUCCUAACAACGGCAUAUGCGUUCAUAAUGCUUCAACGGUAAACCGCAAUCGAGAGGCGAAUAAAUUGUUGACCGUUCACGACGGUCUGCAUAGUGGCGAAGUUAGUGUUGCAAAGGCGUCUUUGAAUGGCCAGUGGCUUGUAACCGGAUCAAUUGACUCUACAGUACGAUUGUGGAAGUAUGAAAAUCCGACUUUGAAGCUGCAAGCAUCAUUGAUUGGUCACGGUGGGUGGAAAAUUACCUGCGUGGACAUUAGCACUGUCUUUGGAACGAUUGUCACAGGUUGCGCUCAAGGUCGUGUUAUAUUAUGGGAUCUUAGAACAUUAACCUUUGUCCGAAGACUCCGGCACGUUUUCAAGGACGAAAGUGGGUCUGGUGAUGGCGGACAGCGAUCGCAUACCAUGAGUUCUACAUCAGUCUCAAUCAACCAAAAGAAUGGCAAUAUUGUGACUCUCGUGGGGCCAUACUUGUCCGUCUUCGACAUCAAUGGAAACUUACGUGGCACCGUCAAUUCGCUCGGAGCAAAACCAAGCUGCGCGAUUGCAACAGAUUGUCCCGAAUGGCAGGAUGAAGGGAUUGUUGUAGUAACGGGUCAUAUCAACGGCGAAGUCCGUUUCUGGAAAUUGAAUCCCAUCACGCGAGAGCUUGUUGUCCACUAUCUUAUGGUCGAUAGAGAACAUGUGACGGAGAUCACAUCGUUGCGUGCUACCGGCAACGAGCGUCAGGAUACUCUAUUAGUUGGAGACAAAUCCGGCAAAAUGUCCAUAUGCAGGACAAUUCAAAUAGAUAAUAUCAGUAGCAAUGAACUCGCGGAAGUCAUUGCCGAUUUGAAGGAGAGACGACGUUUGGCAACUUCCAGCCAAGCAUGAGGAGAAUACCGCUAUUUUUAUAGACUGAAUGCAACGUGAACAAUAAUUCUAGGAAGAUCUUCAUAUGGAUCUGAAACUCCAAUAAAAAACUAUGAUAAAAAAUGCGAAAGCUUUUCACUGGUUGUGAUAGCCAAGACUAAACAAUAUAAGUAGUU
Pseudo-nitzschia multistriata is the source of this 11523-nucleotide messenger RNA. Lineage: Eukaryota; Bacillariophyta; Bacillariophyceae; Bacillariales; Bacillariaceae. The record is from the annotation of a GenBank genome assembly.